This is a messenger RNA of Theobroma umbraticum, 1413 nucleotides long. Its product is annotated as cytochrome P450 84A1-like. Lineage: Eukaryota; Viridiplantae; Streptophyta; Magnoliopsida; Malvales; Malvaceae. The record is from RefSeq and is a predicted model, not a curated record. Gene Ontology annotation, molecular function: monooxygenase activity; oxidoreductase activity, acting on paired donors, with incorporation or reduction of molecular oxygen; heme binding.
UUGCCAAUCAUCGGAAACAUGAUGAUGAUGGACCAGUUAACUCACCGUGGACUCGCGAGGCUUGCUCAGAAAUAUGGCGGCAUAUUUCACCUCAAGAUGGGGUUCUUGCACAUGGUUGCUAUAUCUAAUCCUGAAAUGGCUCGCCAGGUUCUCCAGGUUCAGGAUAACAUUUUUUCUAACAGGCCAGCCACCAUAGCCAUCAGCUAUCUUACGUAUGACAGGGCGGACAUGGCUUUUGCUCAUUACGGACCUUUCUGGAGACAGAUGCGCAAGCUCUGCGUGAUGAAGCUUUUUAGCAGGAAAAGAGCUGAAUCAUGGGAGUCCGUUAGAGACGAAGUGGAGAGUCUCGUUAAAACUGUUUCAGCCAACACCGGGAAGGCAAUCAAUGUGGGUGAGUUGAUCUUUAACCUCACAAAGAACAUUACUUACAGGGCAGCGUUCGGUUCUAGCUCGCAAGAAGGCCAAGAGGAUUUCAUCAAGAUCUUGCAGGAGUUCUCCAAGCUUUUUGGUGCUUUCAAUAUUGCGGAUUUCAUUCCUUGGCUCGGUUGGGCUGAUCCUCAAGGACUCAACACCAGGAUGGAGAACGCUCGUUAUUCAUUGGACAAGUUCAUUGACACCAUCAUCGACGAUCACAUUCAGAAGAGGAAGCAAAACAACGGCCGUGAUGAAGGUGACACGGACAUGGUUGAUGAUUUACUUGCUUUCUACACUGAAGAAGCCAAAGUAAACGAAUCAGAGGACCUCCAAAAUUCCAUCAAACUCACCAAGGACAACAUCAAAGCCAUUAUCAUGGACGUGAUGUUCGGAGGGACGGAGACGGUGGCAUCAGCGAUCGAGUGGGCGUUGACGGAGCUGAUGCGAAGCCCGGAGGAUCUGAAGCGAGUCCAACAGGAGCUGGCGGACGUAGUGGGUCUGGACCGCCGAGUCGAAGAAUCCGAUUUCGACAAACUCACCUUCCUAAAGUGCACCUUGAAAGAAACCCUCCGGCUGCGCCCGCCAAUUCCACUGUUGCUCCACUAGACGGCCGAGGACGCUGAGGUGGCAGGCAAUAGAAUCCCAGCCAAGUCGCGCGUGAUGAUCAACGCCUGGGCCAUUGGCAGGGACAAGAACUCGUGGGAAGACGACAGUUUCAAGCCGUUCAGGUUCUUGACAAAAGGCGUCCGGGACUUCAAAGGUAGCAACUUCGAGUUCAUGCCAUUCGGGUCUGGUCGGAGGUCGUGUCCGGGCAUGCAACUCCGGUUAUAUGCGCUGGAUUUGGCUGUGGCUAAUUUGCUUCACUGUUUUUCGUGGGAGUUGCCUGAUGGAAUGUCACCGGGCGAGCUUGACAUGAGUGAUGUGAGUGGCCUCACCGCACCCAGGGCGAGUCCACUCAUUGCCGUGCCAAAGGAUCACCUGCUUUGUCCACUCUUUUGA